AACUGAGAUAAAAAAAAACAACUACUCACCCCCAAAAAUACAGACAGCUGCUAUUACUGACCCUUCAACCCAGGGAGUUUAACUACUGUCCGUCCAACUGAGAUAAAAAAAAAACCUACUCACCCCAGAAAAUACAGACAACAGUUGUUACAGACCCCUCAGCCCAGACAGCAAAACUACUGUCUGCCCAUCUGUGGUCUUAAGCUACUUCAACAGCUACUGACCCAGAAAAUACAGACAAAGGCCAACAACGGCUGUUACUAACCCUUCAGCCCGUACAUUUAAACUAGCUAGCUACUGUCCCUUUAGCUGAGUUCAACAGCUACUGACCAUUCAGCUGAAACAUUUAGGUUAGCUAAGCUCCAGCCAGGAUCUAGCAGCUGCUACUUAACUUUCAGCUGUACAGUUUAAACUGCUGAUUAUUCUCCUGUGAAUAUACUGUAGUACUUGUUGCCCUUUAUCCAUACCUAGCUAAGAUACUGAAUGUAAAGUCUGUCUACUCCAAAAGCUACUGACCCUUCAGUUUAGACUGUCCAGUCAAAGAUAUCCAGCUCCUGCCCCUACAGCAUUCACACGCUGUCCACAGCUAGCUAAGUGUGUCUUACUGCCAUAGACUUUAUACUUACCUGUUAUUGAAUAACCUACAACAAAUAGGCUUGAAAAACUCCACUAGAUCAAACAGGCAUAACCACCACCCACUGUGCUGUGUCUGUCUGCCACAGCCCAGUCUGACAUGUUCAGGAGGUCUGUGUUAUUUAUUACAUCACUGAACAAGAACCUGUCGAGAGCAUUUCAUGCCUGUACCCAGUCAGAAGUGGUCAGAUUAAAGCUUCAGACUCUCAAAGUGACCUAUCAGCUUUCACCACUUCGUCACCUGUCCUGCAUACCUCAGAGAAAGGUGGACUAUCUGAUCUCCAUGCAGUCCGUUCCAGAAAAGACAGCGGCCGGUGGUCAGUGUGGACCGCAUUCGGAACCAUCUGGCACAGCAGUCAGAAAAGAACCUGCUACUGAAAGUAAAAAAGUGAAGAAGGUAAAAAAGGUGAAGAAUUUUAAAAAAGCCCGUGGGAGAAAGCAGAAGGAGAAAGAGUCCACGCUGACACAGAACCUGCUGGCUGAACUGCCUUUCUCCAGCACAGAGAUAUGGAAGGAGCUCGGCUUCACUGGCAGCGAGUCAAGCUCAGAGAAAAAGAGAAAGAGAGCAGGGAAGGGACGAGUGGAGGACGAGGAGGACGGAGAGGAGAAGAAGAAAAAGAAAAACUGUCCUCGGCCGAACUACUUUGUGUCAAUACCAAUCACCAACCCAGAGAUAAAGGAGGUAGUAGAGGAGUUGCAGGCAGAAGUGCUACAGAAGGAGCCUCGUCUCUCUAGAGCUUUAAUUCCUGUGGGCACUCUCCACAUCACACUGCUCGUCACACACCUGGCCACACAGGAAGAGAUAGACGCUGCUGCUUUAGCACUAGAGGAGAUGCAGCCCACACUGAUGUCCCUGCUGGGUGGGCGGAGCCUUAUGCUGCCCUUCCGUGGUAUUGGUCACUUCAGACAGGAAGUUGCUUUCAUUCAGAUUGAAGAGGGACAGCAUCUCAGCACCCUGAUCGAUAUCGCAGACUCAGUCAGGAAGGCUUUUGAAGAGAAAGGCGUCUCGUCUGGAGAUCAAAAAGACUUCAAACCUCAUCUGACCUUCAUCAAGCUUUCACGAGCACCCAAACUGCGUCGGCAGGGAAUUAAGAAGCUGGACCCUGCUCUGUAUGCUGCGUUUGAGCAGCGAGUGUUUGGUGAGGAGAGUGCGUGUACCCUGGACUUGUGCUCAAUGUUGAAGAAAAAGUCUGCAGAUGGAUAUUACCAUCGCGAGAAAACCGUCAGGUUCAUUAAUCCUGUUGGAUAUGGUUGGUCCUUCUUGGUGGUAUGCUGACAUUACCCUGGAUACCGUGGCUCUUGAUACAUUACAAAGACUUGCUGUCUUGGUCACAGAUGCGCCAGCAAGACGUGCACCAACAAUUUGUCCUCUUUUGAACUCUGGUAUGUCACCCAUAAUGUUGUGUGCAUUGCAAUAUUUUGAGCAAAACUGUGCUCUUACCCUGCUAAUUGAACCUUGUGCAAUUAAUGAAGAUCGGCCGCCAGGCUGCUCCAAUUUAGCCAUGAAACCUCCCACACGGAAAUGACAGGGGUUUCAGUUUCAUUGUCCAACCCCUGUAGAUAGGGCUUGUUCAUUGUCCAAAUAAUUAAAAUUUUAUUGUAUAUACUAUAUGUUAGGGCUACAACGAUUAAUCAAUGUAAUUGACAAUGCAGACUGUAAAAAAUUUUGACACACACGCACAUAGUGAGAAAUAGAGCAUCCUGAUUGGCCUCUCCUCAGGUUUAGUUGGCCAGUAAGUUUUUAAUGUUGGUGGGACUUGUAGCGCGAGAUGAGUUUAAAUAGGGUUAACUCCUUACAGGGUUAAACUCCUUACGUUACUAACUACUAGCGUUAGUUCAAGUAGCUGCCUAAGUGUUAGAAAAAUACUGUAUUCUGUCCACUCCAUUAAAAUGUUUGUAUAGUAACUAAUAUAUACUUCUAAAAUAACAUCCAGCCUGUGUGAAUGCUUCCUGAAAUAUAUUUUGUAAUUUUAGGUUAACAUAUACAGUGAAACACCAGACAGAUAGGGGUGACGCUUGCCGAAUAAAAGGUAAAGACUGGUUUAUUUACAGAGCCGUAAACAGAAUAACACAGCCAGAUAACAGAUCGAACAGAACUCACAGUAUAAACAGAAGGCGUAGUACAGGAAACAGUCCAAGAUCCGAAGCCAGAGAGACAGUCCGAUAAUACAACAAAUCCGAUAAGGGCAAAGACACAAGGCAAAAUCCGUAAUACAGGAAAAAGGGUCGUAACAAAAGGGCAGUCAGAAAUGGGUUUGGAAAAAUGCUCAGUACGCAACAUGAGUCGGCAAUACCUCGCGAAGAACAUAUGCUAACAGAACCCUAUAUAUACAAAACAUAGAAUUACUAUGAACCGGAACAACUUUGAACACAGUUGAGUCUGAACGGGGGAGCGUGACGCGAUUGGGUGAAGGUGAGCGGCUGACAGUGACGUCAUCACCAGUGGGUUCACGGGAAAUGGAGUUCGGGAGUGUGAAAGGAGAGACAGGAGACGUAACAUACAGUAUGUGUCAACCUUUUAAAAAAUACUUUACAGUUGGUGUUGAGCCCUAAAACAUGCAUUGGAUCUGGAGCCUCAACAGUAGGAAAUACAUACGAAUAGAGGGCAUGACGAAAAAAAUCAUGACUAAUCAAAAAAAUUAUUGUCAAAUUAGUCGACUACUAAAAUAGUUAUUGGUUGCAGCCCUACAGUAUUGGGACACCUGCUCAUAAUUUCUCAUAAUUAAAAAACAGUUCAAUCUAUUAUCAGUACUUUUCUACAAGGACUAGUCAAGCUGUUUGUGUGAAUUCAAUAAAUUCAAAAAACAUUUGUGCAUAGAAAAACUUCAGUGGAGAAGAAAUCAUUUUAUUUUAUGUUCCCCAUAUAUUAAUAUAUUAAGUUAUCAUGUAUCAAAAGCAUGGCAAGUUGUUAAGCAAUGGCUGUUCUUUGCUGCAAGCCCACAACAAUUUAAUAGAACAGCUUGAAAUCAAUUAUAAACAUUUAGAACCAGUGUUUCCACUGCACACAUUUAGCAGUGAUGGCCUGCUGCUGGAAAAUUAUUGCUGCUGCUUCAGAACUGAAUUAAAUGUCAUAAAAUCGCAAUUAUUAAACUUGGCAGAGGACUUUUCAUUUGAAACGACAGAUACUGACAGAUGCCAAAGCAGGCUUCACGACCCUUAGCACUUUUUGGAGUCCUCUGCACACCACACAGUUAGUAUUUUACAGUACUACAUUGAAUAAAACUCAGAAUAGGUAUUAUGCUUUAGACAAAUAAAACAAAUGCCAAGGUUAAGUUAUUUUGUUCUAACAGUGGCAAGAAAAAAGUAAGGUUUUCUGCAUAAAUCUGUCAUAAAAUGUGGCCACUCCCAAAGUCAGAGUUUGUUUUUCUUAAGCCAUUCUAUUGUGGACUUGCUCCAGUGUUUUGGGUCAUUGUCCUGUUGCAUCACCCAACUUAUUCGGUAUUAGCUGAUGUACAGACAUUCUCACAUUAUCUUGUAUAAUAUGUUCACACUUCACUUCACAAACUGUCACUUGAGGUUGUUUUUUUACCUCAUUGACCUCAUUUAGUCUUCAUUGUUCAUUGAGUAGCCACAGUCCCAAAUUGUCUCCAUUUGUAGACUUUACCUUUUUUACCUUACUGUAGACUGGUGAAGUCUUUGAAAUCCCUGUAACUUUUUCUGGUUGUAUGUAAACCAACAUUUUUUUAUUUUUGAUCAUCUGAAAGCUCAUUUUGACUCAGCAUUAUUUCACACACGCAUAUCCUUCUUGUAUGGAGCUUGAGUGUUUUUAUCAGUUAAAUUAGCUCCAGUCCACACCUCCGUAUGCUAACACUUGACUCUAAUUAUUGCAUUUUGUGCACUAUAAGGCGCACUGAAUAAUAAGAAGCAUUUUAUGCGACACUAGUAGCUAGUAGUAGAAACGGGUGAGCUAAGCU
Astyanax mexicanus (Mexican tetra) is the source of this 4547-nucleotide messenger RNA. It is a transcript of the gene akap7, whose product is annotated as A-kinase anchor protein 7. Bases 734 to 1909 code for a protein of 391 amino acids. Gene Ontology annotation, molecular function: protein kinase A regulatory subunit binding. Gene Ontology annotation, cellular component: cytosol. The record is from RefSeq and is a predicted model, not a curated record. The transcript is spliced from 8 exons. Lineage: Eukaryota; Metazoa; Chordata; Actinopteri; Characiformes; Acestrorhamphidae.